AUGGAUCUGUGGAACAAACCAUCUUCUAAUUCCACACCGCAGUCUGACGAUACUCCGGAUGGUCGAAUUGCGCAUACGCUGACAGCCUGUACAAGGUGUAGACAGCGCAAAUCAAGAUGUGAUCCGGGAAUCCCAAGGUGUGCCCCCUGCGAACGCAGCAAUGCCAAGUGCGUAUACUUCGAUUCCGCUCGAAAAUUUACAAUACCACGGACAUACAUCGUUUCCCUCCGCGAAAAAGCUCGCAUGCUAGAGAAAGAGCUUGCGGAAGUCGAGAAGGACUUUCAACAUGCUGCAGACGCAGAACUCAUGGUACGCGGGGCGGGUCGUAUCCGAUUCAAAGAAAAUGAUGAGUCAAGGUUCUUGGGGCCAUCUAGCGGUAUUGCAAUCACUCGCUUGGUUAUGGAGAUGGCGAAACAAAAUACAGAUUCGAAGAGCAUCAAAGAUGUGGUCCCUGAGCUGACUGCACAGGAAAUCAAGCUGGCUUUUGAAGAAGAAAGCUCUAAGCCAACGUCCAAAGUGUAUCCUAUGAUUAGCUCCAUACCUCAGCCUAAUCUCCCUACGAAGAAAUCGACCGACAGGCUGGUCGACGUAUUUGUGGUCAAAGCACAAGCGAUGCUCCCGACACUCCAUGUACCUACAUUCCGCAAGGAGGUGGAGAACGUAUUUAAUGGUUCCGAUGACCCCUGCGAAAAUUUCCAAUUACGAAUGGUCAUUGCCAUCAGUAUGCAAAAAAUGGGCCCUACUUAUGCAGGGCUGGCCGACAGUUAUUAUCUUGCCGCGUUGCCUUAUUUAGAGGCUUCUCUGAGACGUCUGGAUCUUAAAUCGCUACAGUGUCUGGUUCUAAUAGGCCAGUACUCUUUGUUGACCCCAACAAGGACUGCUGCCUACUGGGUCGUUGGCAUGGCGGUCAAGUUGUGUCAAGACUUGGGGCUAACGGACGAGGCCACGAUUACGCAACCACGCGGUGGGCGCAAGCCUAAUCCCCUGGAAAUAGACAUGCGGAGGAGACUCUUCUGGAUCGUCACAUCAAUGGAGUUUGGCCUUUCCCAUAGCCUCGGUCGGCCUAGUUGCUAUUCCAUCAACCACGAUCACGUUCGUGUCAAGUUUUUCGAAGUGUGCGACGACGGAUCUAUUCACUUCUUCAAAAUGCGGCUACUACAAGCAGAGAUAAGACGGACUCUCUAUCUGAACAAGCGCGAGACACCCACAGAUGAUCAAGAUCCAUGGUUCUCGCAAAUGCUCAAUAAACUUGAUCAUUGGGUUUCACGGACGGCGAAACACGAUGAUCGUUUUCAUGUUUCGGCCCUCUCCCCAGAUACCCGAGCCCUCGGUGAAUGCAGCAAAAAAAGGUGCUAUGACGCGUCUGUUUUCAACGUUGCUAUGCAGCGACAACAGAUUGCGACAGGAUCGGUAGAUUUGACCUGGAUUUUUACACAGUCGCUCUUCAUGGCACUCAACACCAUCCUCUGGUCCCUUUCAUAUCCCGAAAUCCGCAAGGAGCACUCGAUUGAUGAAGUCAGGGGCCACCUCGAUAUGGCACUGGAGGGUAUUAUGCUUGCUGCAGAACGGUGGCCUGGCGUUGAGUCGGCCUUACUUCUCUAUAAGAACCUUGUGACUGCGUGUCUCAAGACAUACAAUACUGAGGAAUCUUUCGUCAUCCACUCUCCGUCCAACCAUGCCACCCCAACGUCCUCUCAAGGCGUCGCGAGCCCACCAUCCAUCUCCAGCCCUGCGAGCACGACAACGUCUUUUCAAUCCCAGAGCAUCCGAGCAGGCAAGUCCUCGAACCCUGAUAGUGUAUCUUCAGGCAGCCUGUCAAGAGGCCAUUCUGCAGAGCCGGCUUUCUCGUUCUCGCAAUCUCCUACAUCGACAUCAUCAUCCGCCGCGGUAGACCCUAUAAAACCACCGCAGUAUUCCCUGUGGGAACCACGACUUCAAACACAGAAGCCCCCUUCCUCAACCGCUACUCCGACACCUUAUGCCACUGAAACGUACAGUACGCCGGCCGUAACUUACCCAGGGGUUCAAUUUAAUCCGGAAACACCACACAAUCCGUUCCCCACGGUUAUUCCCAGUUUACCUGGCUGGGACCCCAACUUCUCGCUCUCCUCCACAACGUCAAGUCAUCUAGCAUACGCCGAUGCGCAGGUGGACUCAAUGGGUUUGAUUGACAUUAUUGGGAACCAGUAUUCGCAGUAUUUCAACGGCGCAUAUCCCACUCCGCCGUGGAGAGGAAGAACUCUCAGUCAGCAGGAACAGAUCGAACUGAUGGCUUCGUUGGAGCAAAACAUUCCUGAUGUUUCCGCUCAACUGGUGCGCGAAAGUCGAACAUUUUACCAAACCUAG
Molecule: messenger RNA, 2346 nt
Organism: Aspergillus tanneri
Lineage: Eukaryota; Fungi; Ascomycota; Eurotiomycetes; Eurotiales; Aspergillaceae
Product: putative C6 transcription factor
Exons: 5
Coding region: 1-2346 (781 amino acids)
Biological process (GO): DNA-templated transcription; positive regulation of transcription by RNA polymerase II
Molecular function (GO): DNA-binding transcription factor activity, RNA polymerase II-specific; zinc ion binding; sequence-specific DNA binding
Source: RefSeq, a predicted model, not a curated record